This is a messenger RNA of Rhododendron vialii, 3501 nucleotides long. RefSeq names its product DEAD-box ATP-dependent RNA helicase 21-like. The record is from RefSeq and is a predicted model, not a curated record. Gene Ontology annotation, biological process: mRNA splicing, via spliceosome. The transcript is spliced from 2 exons. The coding region runs from base 149 to 2248 and encodes 699 amino acids. NCBI's taxonomy places the organism in Eukaryota, Viridiplantae, Streptophyta, Magnoliopsida, Ericales, Ericaceae. Gene Ontology annotation, molecular function: RNA helicase activity; RNA binding; ATP binding. Gene Ontology annotation, cellular component: catalytic step 2 spliceosome.
CAACAGUCGCCUCUCAAACCCUACCCUACGGAGGUCACUACUACGUGGUAUAAUCUUUGUAACAUUCAAUCCUUCUCAACCGCCUUCCUCAUCCCUCGUUCAUCAGCCUUCCUCAUCCCUCGUUCAUCAUCUUCGACGCCACACCGCGAUGAAACGGCCAUUCGAUGACGGCGGCGGCGUUGGCCCCAUCGACUCCAAGAAGCCGGUAUUCCUCACCAAAGCUCAACGAGAGCAGAUAGCCCUUCAAAAACGGGAAGAAGAAAUCGCUGAGCAGAAACGCCGCUCCGAGCAGUUACUACUCCACCACCGCCCUUCACCGCUCGAUUCCAAAACCCCGUCGUCCGAUCACCACGACUCCCACGCCCGCUCCAACCACCACCGCUCCUCUCGCGAUUACGACCGCGAACGAGAACGGGAACGCGAUUCGGAGCGGCGGAAUCGGGAGCGGGAGCGGGAGGAGGAGCAGAGGGCCAAGGAGCGAGCCCGGCUCGAGAAGCUCGCCGAACGCGAGAAGGAGAAAGAGAUCGAGUCCAUCAAGGAGCAGUACCUGGGCUCGAAGAAACCCAAGAAGAGGGUUAUCAAACCUAGCGAGAAGUUCCGAUUCUCUUUUGACUGGGAGAACACCGAGGACACCUCGCGCGACAUGAACUUCCUCUACCAGAACCCCCACGAGGCUCGCCUCCUCUUCGGCCGUGGCUUCCGCGCCGGCAUGGACCGACGCGAGCAGAAAAAACUCGCCGCCAAGAACGAGAAGGACCUCCGUGACGAGAUCCGUAAGAAGGACGGUAUCGAGGAGAGGCCCGAGGAGGCCGCCGCGCAGCGGCUCAAGGAUGAGGCUGCCGAUUUGUACGAUACUUUCGACAUGCGGGUGGAUAGGCACUGGUCGGACAAGAACCUGGAGGAGAUGACGGAGAGGGAUUGGAGGAUUUUCAGGGAGGAUUUUAACAUAUCCUACAAGGGGUCGAGGAUUCCCAGGCCUAUGAGGAGCUGGGUUGAGAGCAGAUUGAGCGCUGAGCUUCUGAGGGCUGUGGACAGGGCUGGGUACAAGAAGCCUUCCCCCAUUCAAAUGGCGGCUAUCCCGUUGGGGUUGCAGCAGAGGGAUGUCAUUGGCAUUGCUGAAACUGGCUCAGGUAAGACCGCUGCGUUUGUACUUCCCAUGCUUACUUAUAUAACUAGGCUUCCGCCCAUAACUGAGGAGAAUGAGGCUGAGGGGCCUUAUGCCGUGGUCAUGGCCCCUACCCGAGAACUUGCUCAGCAGAUUGAGGAUGAGACUGUCAAGUUUGCUCAUUAUUUAGGGAUUAAAGUGGUUUCGAUAGUUGGUGGGCAGUCGAUUGAGGAGCAAGGGUUUAAGAUUAGGCAAGGUUGUGAGGUGGUGAUUGCAACGCCUGGGCGUCUAAUUGAUUGCUUGGAGAGGCGUUAUGCUGUUUUGAAUCAGUGUAAUUAUGUGGUGCUCGACGAGGCCGAUCGGAUGAUCGAUAUGGGUUUCGAGCCACAAGUUGUGGGUGUGCUUGAUGCGAUGCCUUCGAGCAAUUUCAAACCUGAGAACGAAGAUGAAGAGCUUGAUGAGAAGAAGAUUUACCGGACUACUUAUAUGUUCAGCGCUACGAUGCCUCCGGCUGUGGAGCGACUUGCUAGAAAGUAUCUGAGAAAUCCCGUAGUUGUCACGAUUGGUACUGCAGGAAAGGCAACUGACCUAAUCAGCCAGCAUGUGAUCAUGGUGAAGGACUCAGAGAAAUUGUAUAAGUUGCAGAAGUUGUUGGAUGAACUUGGAGAUAAGACAGCUAUUGUGUUCAUAAACACUAAGAAGAAUGCUGAUGGCAUCGCCAAAGCUUUGGAUAAGGCUGGUUAUCGCGUGACAACUUUGCAUGGUGGGAAGUCACAGGAGCAGAGAGAAAUUAGUCUUGAAGGUUUCAGGGCGAAGAGAUACAAUGUGCUGGUUGCAACAGAUGUAGCAGGGCGUGGCAUUGAUAUUCCUGAUGUGGCCCAUGUGAUCAAUUAUGAUAUGCCCGGUAACAUUGAAAUGUACACACAUCGUAUUGGGAGAACAGGUCGUGCAGGAAAGACGGGUGUGGCAACAACCUUCUUGACUUUGCAUGACACUGAUGUCUUUUAUGAUUUGAAGCAGAUGCUCAUACAGAGUAACAGUCCGGUGCCCCCAGAAUUGGCACGACACGAGUCUUCAAAAUUCAAGCCAGGAACUAUUCCCGACAGACCACCUAGGCGAAAUGACACUGUGUUUGCUCCCUAAAGCAGCGGUUAAAUGGGCUUGAAGACUUUCGUUGCUGCUCCAUUCCAGGAAGUGAAAUGGUACUAAGGCAAAAGGAGUGGAUACUAACUUUACUGUAGAAGAUAUCAGCUCUGGAAGAGAGUUAAAGAGUACCGUUAGUUACUUUUGUUAAGCUGAAUAAAAAGUCUCAUAGUCAUUACACUACCGGUAGUGAAUGAUGGAUGUAUGGGUUGAGGUUCGGCCAUGAUGAUGUCAUGAUUGUUGUGUGCAUUGAAAAGGGGCCAUCAAGAAGGGAGGAGAUUGUGGCAAGUGGCAACUGGAGCAUAAAGUGCAGAAUAGGAACAUGAAUGUGUUAGAUGCCAAUACCUGUUCUGCAAUUUUUUUGGUUUCGGGGAUAUGUGAAAUUAUAUUUGUUGCCAAGAAAUUUCAUGAUUUCCCGUUCAUUUGAUUAAUCCGCUUUGGGGGAUUGAUGUUUUUUCUUGAAAUUUGGUUUUUAAGUCCAAUAAGGCUUCUUUUGUAUUUUCCCGAAUGGAUGUAAAUUGUACUGAAAUGCUCUACGUCGGAGACUAAAUUGGGGUCAUCCUCUUAGAACAGUGUUGAAUUCUGUUGUGGUUUAGGCCCUUUGUUCAGCGGUCGAUUUGGGCUUGCAUCUACAUCAGGGUUCGCAAAAUAUACAGUUGUAAGCUAUGAUCCGGUAAGUAUAUGGCAUCAGAGGUUAUUUUUGAAAACUCGGUAUCCAGUCCAAUAGACUCAACUACUCCGGGACCAAUCCCACAAUCCAUUGGCGGAGUCCCAUUUAAAGCCGGGGCAAAGUCUGUAUGGACUAACCGAACAUAAGAAUUGAUUGCACGCGGAUGAGAGUCGAACCCAAGGUCAAAGGCUUCCUGAGUCGGAGUGAGUCCCCUAGUUGUUAGGUGACUACCACUACGCCAUGGGUUGACAUCAGAGGUUUUUUAAUAUUCACUAAACUGACAGUUGAGAUUAAGUCAUAAGCAAACGAAAAAGAAGCCACCCCCUCGAGUGUCAAUAAUAUAUGAUUCUAGUAAAUGAUCAUGUAAGGCAAACUUUCUAUUACACGAGAAGCAUGCUUCUAUUAGCAUAAUAUAUUAAGUAUUUUUUUAACAGCAAAAGAGAAAAAUUUUAGUGUAAAAAAAAAGUACAGAGAUUAAAAGGUUGGCAAGAGGCCAACCAUAAAACCCCAACACCUAAGCCCUAGACCACCCAAAACCAUAAAAAGAGCACACAGAACAUCCCAAAAUUAGCCCGCGAAACCC